AUGGACCAUCAGCCUCACUUGCAGGUUCUCUUGAACCCUCCGGUCGAGAUGCAGCCGUCAGUCGUUGCCGCGCAGGUGGGCCUCGCCUCGGCCGCACGAACCCUCCAACCGUGGACGUAUUCGCCGCUGCCGGUCGGGGCCGUCAAGCCCGGGGGGUGGCUGCUCGGUGAGAUGCAAGCCAUGGCCGAUGGCCUCGCCGGGCACGAACACGACUUUUACGUCUACGUCAACGAGUCGAGCUGGCUCAACAAGCCGGGGUCCGGGGGCGCCGAGUACAGCACGCUCAACGAGGGGCUGCCGUACUGGUUCAACUCGCUCGUGCCCCUGGCGUACACGCUCGACGACGACAGGCUCAAGGCGCAGGUCCACGAGGUCGCCUCGACCGUGCUGGGCCACCAGGCGCCCGACGGCUGGAUCGGGCCCGAGGUCGGCGACGCGCGCAACUUUUGGGCGCGCACGCCCUUGUUCCUCGGGCUGGCGCAGCUCGUCGAGGCCAACGCGACGUGGGAGCAGCCGGUGCUCGACGGCCUCGGCCGCUUCAUGACGCUCACCAACAGGAUGCUCAAGAACGACAGCCAGGGCUUCGCAAAGUGCGCCGCGGACGUCGACUGCUCGUGGGGGCAGGCGAGGGUGCACGACACCAUGAUUACGAUCCAGUGGCUGCUGGAGCGCUACCCGUCGAAGCAGGACGCCGUGCUCUGGGAGAACAUGGACCUGUUUUGGGCGCAGAGCAAUUUCAGAUGGGACAAGUGGUACACGGAGGGCACGUUUCAAAAGGUUUCCAACACGACCGACGGCUCCAUCUGGCCGUACCUCCACGGCGUCAACGUCGGGCAGGGCCUCAAGGCACCCAGCGUCGCGUAUCGCGUCAACGGGAGCCACGACAUGGUGCAAAAGAGCCACGACGCCGUCGACUGGACGUUCAAGUACCACGGCUCAGCGUCCGGCACCGUCCUCGCCGACGAGGGAGAGCACCACCUGGCGCCGUACAUGGGCAGCGAGCUCUGCACGGCCGUCGAGACGGCGUACUCGCUGGCCUACAUGUUCCAGGUCCUCGGGCGCAACGACUUUGCCGACCGCGCCGAGCGAGCCAUCUUCAACGCCUUUCCGGUCAUGAUGACGGGCGACAAGUGGGCGCACCAGUACAUGGCGCAGCCGAACCAGCCGCACGCCAUCAACACGACGGCACAGGACGGCCAUGUGCCGCCCGUCUUCACCUCGGCCAACAGCGGCAUGGCGACCAUCUUUGGCAUGGAGCCGCAGUACCCGUGUUGCACCGUCAACCACCCGCAGGGGUAUCCCAAGUUUGUGUCCAACAGCUGGGUCGCCGUCGGCAAGACGGGGCUCGGCCACGCGCUGCUCAGCCCGUCGACGGUCUCGACGCGGGUCAACGGUGGUGCCGUGACGAUCGCCUGCGACACGGCGUAUCCAUUCGAGGAUGAGCUUCAGUACACGAUUGAGGCGGAAAAGGCGUUUGAUCUGUUUCUCCGCGUGCCUGACUGGGCGCGCUCGUCGAGCACCUCGCAGCCGUCGGCGAUGGACUCCAAGACCUCCAUGCGCAAGGUCCACGUCAAGGCCGGCAAGACCAAGCUCAAGUACAUGCUCGACGCGCAGAUCCGCACCGAGGCCCGCUCCAACAACACCGUGGCCGUCUUCCACGGCAGUCUGCUGUACGCGCUGGAGCUGAGCACCACGCAGACGUCGUCGUAUCCGCACGCGUGGUCGGACACCAAGGGCCCGGGGCUGGACAACCUGCCGUUCCCGCAGCUGCGCGACUACUACAUUGACAGCACGAGCGCGUGGAACGUCGCCAUCGAUCCGUCGACGCUCACGUACCACGGCUCGAGGGGCGGCCUCAGGAACCCCAUCUUUGCGCAGGGCGCGCCGUCCAACUACAUGACCGUCGACGGCUGCGAGAUUGAGUGGCCGCUGUACCUGGGCGUGACGCCGGACUGGGCGCCCGUGGACCGUACGUGCAAGGGGCGGCGCACGUCGUACAGGCUGAUUCCGUACGGGGCGGCCAAGGUGCACAUGUCGGACCUGCCGGUCAAGAAGUUUCACUGA
Purpureocillium lilacinum is the source of this 2064-nucleotide messenger RNA. RefSeq lists its product as uncharacterized. The record is from RefSeq and is a predicted model, not a curated record. Gene Ontology annotation, biological process: carbohydrate metabolic process. NCBI's taxonomy places the organism in Eukaryota, Fungi, Ascomycota, Sordariomycetes, Hypocreales, Ophiocordycipitaceae.